AUGUUAUCAGGAGUUUGUGAAAUACUGGUGGCGGGACCUAUUACUGAUACACAUAGCAGAAUGCAAAACAAAACGAGCAUGUCUACUCCCAGCGCGACGAUCAGAGGUGUGCUGUUACUGAUGGUAGUGGUGUGCCUUGUCGAGUGUACCACAGAACAGAGAAUUAACAAUAGAGGUAGCAAGGCAUCGAACCUUAUACAGAAAGUGAAUGGAUGGCGAAGCCAGCGCGGAGGAUCUUGCUUAAGUUACGGACAUUCUUGUUGGGGAGCGCACGGUAAGCGAUCUGGCAAACCACCCGCGUCUGCCCCAGACUGGUACAUCACUAGGAUCCUGCGUCGUGUGGCAGCCAACAAUGAAAUGAACCGCAUUCAGCAGAACGAGGACGACCUCUAUCGAGUGGAUGAUUCACCUUCAUCUAAAUUCAUGGAAUCAGAAGAAAUGCCCUUGGACCUCGGAGCAAGAGGAGAAGCAAAACCGAUGAUAGACGACGACUUGCUCUCCAAGAUGAAAAUUUGGGAAAUUAUGAAAGCAGCCUCACAAGAGAAG
Messenger RNA from Brenthis ino (lesser marbled fritillary), 546 nucleotides. NCBI's taxonomy places the organism in Eukaryota, Metazoa, Arthropoda, Insecta, Lepidoptera, Nymphalidae. The record is from the annotation of a GenBank genome assembly.